AUGGUGGGUGAGCUCCUCAGAGCGAGCCUCCCAGAUAAUGCUGAACGGGUGGACGACACCAGCAGGGCUAAAGAAGGGGGCCUACAAAUAUGGCAACUAGAGAAAUGGAUUCCACUCCUAAAAGAGCGCCGUAGACAAAGAUUGACCAACUCAACACAUCCUAUAAUUCUCUCAAUAUUAAGAACAUCCAAUCAAACGCUCCAAAUUGUCAAACUACCAAUAAUCGAGGGUAAUACUUGCAGAACAUUAGAAGAUCUUUACAAAUACACAUCUGAAAGCCUCUACAAGAAACUAGACGGUAGAGGGCUUAGAUUCUCAAGUGCAAUGCCCCUCAAUCACAACUGGAAAAUUGACGGGAACAAAAUUCAAACGGGAAAACUGUAUAUCUCUUCAAUUAAAACACAUGGAAACCUUCUACCAACACAGGCCAGGGCAUCGCGGGGAAGGAAUGAAACGCCCAUGUGUGGAGCGGGCUGCAAUAGUAGGGCAUCAUCGAGCCACAAUGUGCAAGCCUGCACCAGGACCCAUUCUAUGAGAAUUAAAAGGCAUGACAUGGUAACCAAAUUAUUUGAUGAAAGAUUAAAACAUAUGGGAUACACAACAAUUAUAGAGCCUAAAAUAAGAACUUCAGCAGGGCUGCGGAAUCCAGAUUUAGUAAUCAGUGACGGACUGACAUCUCACGUCCUGGACACGCAGAUAGUUAAUGAUUUUGAUGAUCCUGAUACUCUACACCAAAAUAAGAAAAUAUAUUACAGCAACGAUGAGAUCAUCAAGUGGGUUAAAGAAAAAACAAAAACAUCAUUAACUUCUGUGUCUACAAUAACAUUCAACUGCCGAGGCUGCAUGUCAAAAACCUCAGCAGUCGACCUAAAGAAACUUGGACUAACUAAUAGGGACUUUACUCUCGCAACGGUCAAGGUAUUAGAAUAUACCUACAUUUGUUGGAGAAAGUACAAUUGUAGCACCAUGAGAAGACGGACUCCUCCAACUAACAAAAGCACCACACAAACCCCAGCAAAGAAUGUACCUUUUAAGACAGCAUUUUCUGCCCAAGAUGACUGGGGUAAUUACACAAAAAACACCAUCAACACGCUCGACAAAACCAUCAGACAGUCCAUCAGAUCAUGGCUUAAACUCCCCAAGGACACCCCCAUAACAUUCAUUCACGCCAGGGCAGCAGAUGGAGGUCUUGAAAUAAAAUAA
Messenger RNA from Darwinula stevensoni, 1203 nucleotides. NCBI's taxonomy places the organism in Eukaryota, Metazoa, Arthropoda, Ostracoda, Podocopida, Darwinulidae. The record is from the annotation of a GenBank genome assembly.